Messenger RNA from Coffea eugenioides, 2330 nucleotides. RefSeq lists its product as uncharacterized. The transcript has 7 exons. Bases 112 to 2121 code for a protein of 669 amino acids. Gene Ontology annotation, cellular component: nucleolar ribonuclease P complex. Gene Ontology annotation, molecular function: RNA binding. NCBI's taxonomy places the organism in Eukaryota, Viridiplantae, Streptophyta, Magnoliopsida, Gentianales, Rubiaceae. Gene Ontology annotation, biological process: tRNA processing. The record is from RefSeq and is a predicted model, not a curated record.
GCACUCCCCGCCGUUUCUUCCCUCCAAACUCCAAAUUCCACGAGCAUUUACAUCCAACAAAGAAGAAGCACAAAAUAUUAAAAAAAAAGAAAAGGAGAAAAAGGAAAAGGAAUGGGGUUCUUCGACCUGAACAUUCCAUACCACGAGUCCGACCGCCAUGUGACCAAAACAACCACCUACAAAUCAAACCGCCUCAAGCUCGUCAUCAAAGCCGCCGAGCUAGGCUACACCGGAGUUGCUUACAACCGUGUAAUUAAAGGCGUUAUGUCCGAAUCGGACCGUUGCUCCACCUCAUUAUUCCCCCUCUCUUCUCUCCUCAAACACGCCCCUUCUUUUUCUAGCUCCGUUAAGUUCCACCGUGACCUCUUAAACGUCCCCGUUUCCACCCCUUUCCGUCAGUACUCCCGAUUAACUGUCGUUAUUGAUUGCCCGGCUCAAGCUGCCGCUCUUAAUUCGGGUAAUCCUGUUAUUAAAAGCUACGAUAUAGUCGCUGUAAGGCCCAUAAAUCAGAAUGCUUUCGAGCAGGCUUGCCAAACCUCUGAGGUUGAUAUAAUUGCUAUUGAUUUGUCAGAGAAGUUGCCAUUUCGGCUCAAGCAAUCGAUGGUGAAAGCUGCCGUUAAGCGUGGGGUGUAUUUUGAGAUCAGUUAUUCGAGUCUCAUUGUAGAUGCUCAAGUGAGGAGGCAAACAAUAUCUAAUUGCAAGCUACUGGUGGAUUGGACUCGAGGGAAGAAUCUUAUCAUCUCAAGUGCUGCUGCUUCUGUGUCUGAACUUAGGGGGCCUUAUGAUGUUGCAAAUUUGUUUUCACUGAUUGGGCUGCCAUUUGAACAUGCUAAGGCUGCUGUUUCCAAGAAUUGUAGAUCUGUCAUAGUCAAUGCAUUGAGGAAAAAGCAUUACUAUAAGGACGCAAUAAAAGUAGAAGUAAUGCCUUCUAGUGGAAAAGUUAAUCCCGAGGAAAGUGUAUUUAGUGACUGGCUUAGGUGGGAUCCCAUUUCGAGUGGCGAAGGUGACUUGCUAUUAGAUGACAUUGAGAAGUCUUUCUCAGCUUCUGGUAGUGUACAUAAUACUGUGAAAACUGUUGGAUUUGCCUCAGCUUUAAAUAGCCUCCCUUCUCAUGGUUUGCAGAUUAAGGAGAUUUUAUCCGCUGUAGAGUCUGCAUCCGAGGCACUGGAUAUUGGUAAAAACCUGUCUGGUGCUGAUGAGUCUAAGUUAACUGUUUCAGUAUCUGGGAUAUCUGAAGAGUUGUCAAGGACUAAUCUUCUGCCUGAAGAAAUUCAGACUUCUGAGAAUGAUAGGCAUCAGAGCCCCAGACAUCAAGAUUCUGAAAUGCGAACUCUGCCUAAUGGAUCUGUAAAUAAUUCUCCUCUAGCGGAAAAAGAGAUUAACCAUGUGGUUGCCACAAUGGAAUUGAAAACUGUAAAGGACUUGGAUGCAGACUUACCUGCUUCUGAUAGAGAAUUGCAUAAUUUGCAUUCACAAAGUUGCCUAGAUAGUUAUGAACAGGUCCCUCUAGCAGAUCAUAUGACAAACCGCUAUAGUGCAGAUGAUGCUGACACAGCUCAUACCUGUCAUGAUAUUGCCAAUGCGGAAAUUCUUUUUCAUUCAAAAGAUGUUUUAUCCACUUUCCAUGGUGAAGAAGCUAAGAUGCCUAUCAGUUCCACCAAAGGUUUGUAUGCAGAAAGUGGAUCAGUUGUGGACAAGAUUGAGAUGGAUCGGGAAAACAAGAAAAUACCAGCUUUUGCAGUGUCUGAUACACAUUCAAAUGAAGAGUUUAGGGAAAAUAAACAAUUUCAGGAAAAGUUAGAGAAUUUAGCUGCCUUUGCUAUUGAAAUUCCUAAUGAGGAGUCUCAUGAUCCGGCAAAAAAGGCAAAUGGGUCUCUGGUUUCAGAAGUCGAACCCAUUGAAGAAGACAUGGCUUCUGAACUGAUGCAGGAAGACGAAAAGGAAGAACGAAGGAAAUUGAAGGGUGAAGUUGCAAUGCAUUGCCCAUUCCUUAGCAAAUCUGUGUCAGGAAGAGGCAGAGGAAAACGAAGGUCAGUUCACCAGAAGAUUCCUUUUAAUCUCAAACAUAUCUUGAAUUCAAGGCCUUUCAAGAGGAAGGCUCGCAAGUUAAAUACAACCUAAGUAGGAGUUUUUGAUCUUGUUUAAUGAAUGUUUAUUGUGGCUGCAAUUGUCAUGGUUGGAGGUAAAAUUAUCUCUAUACUCAUUUCCCUGAAGGAUAGCAACAUUGAUACUUCAUAUUCAUUAGCUGAAAAAUGCAAGGAUGGACUGUCGAUAUUGCCGCUUUCCGUAAUUAUUUUGUGCAUGUAAGUUUUGUUUAUUUGUUAGAAUCA